AUGUCGUGCGCAAGUAUUCUAUCAUUUGAUGUUGUCGCAUUGUUUUCCUCAAUACCACAUGACCUUGCCAUUGAGAGCGUGGCCCAUCGCUUACGAGACAAUCCCAUCGACCUUCCAACACAUCACGUUCUAGAAUUGCUUAAGCUCUGCCUCAAUAACUAUUGCCAAUUCGAUGGCAAAUACUACCAGCAGGUUAAGGGCACCCCAAUGGGUUCGCCAAUUUCGGGGCUACUUGCAGAACUAGUCUUACAACGACUAGAACAAGAUGUUGUCCAAAGUUUCCAACCAAAAACGUGGCUCAGAUACGUAGAUGACACAUUUGUCAUCGUUAAGACCUGUGAAGGUGAGCGAUUUCACCAGAGCUUGAAUGGCGCCUUCCCAGCACUACAAUUCACUCGUGAAGAUGCAAAAGGAGGCACCCUCCCAUUCCUAGACGUGAGCAUACAAAAGCUCAGUGACGGCGGCAUCGCAACAAGCGUUCAUCGGAAAAUCUCUGACGCUGAGAUCAUCCUGAGCUAUCAGAGUAACCACCCAGCAGCCCAUAAAAGAAGCUGUGUUCGGACCCUUUUCCACAGGGCCUAUCGUUACUGCAGUAGCGCCGAUUUACUCAAAGAUGAACUGGCCUACUUGCAUCGCUUUUUCCGACUCAACGGAUACCCGGAGAGCUUUGUGAAAAAUUGUCUCAGACGUCAACAACAACCACAAAAUGUCGACUCUAACGGAGACAGAGUAUCACGGAAAUUCUAUUCCCUGCCCUACAUGCCGAGAAUUUCCGAAGCGAUCGCUCGACAAUUAAAUCGAUUCGGCAUCUCCAUCGCGCACAAACCGGCGUCUUCAUUGCGCACGACAUUAUCCCGGGUAAAAGACCCCAUACCGAAGGAGCAGCAAACAAAUGUCAUUUACCGCAUUCCAUGUUCAAACUGCUCUAGCGUUUAUGUUGGGCAUACCGGCCGACGACUUGGGACCCGCAUUAACGAACAUAAGCUGGCCAUCCGCCGACGGGACCCCUUGUCUCUCGUGUUUGCGCAUUCCCUUGAGUGUGAUCACCGCUUCAACUGGGAGGAGACCGAAGUGAUCGCUAGUGCCAACACCAAACAAGCGCGAGAGUUUCUAGAAGCUUGGCACUCUAAUAGCAAUAGCAUCAACCGCCAUGUCGACUUGGACGCUCAAUACGAAGGGUUACGUUCACGGUUCGCCGGCUUGCGCCCACCCUAA
This is a messenger RNA of Spirometra erinaceieuropaei, 1215 nucleotides long. NCBI's taxonomy places the organism in Eukaryota, Metazoa, Platyhelminthes, Cestoda, Diphyllobothriidea, Diphyllobothriidae. The record is from the annotation of a GenBank genome assembly.